Salvia hispanica is the source of this 579-nucleotide messenger RNA. RefSeq names its product Mitochondrial import inner membrane translocase subunit Tim17/Tim22/Tim23 family protein (gene ATOEP16-4). Gene Ontology annotation, biological process: protein insertion into mitochondrial inner membrane. The record is from RefSeq and is a predicted model, not a curated record. NCBI's taxonomy places the organism in Eukaryota, Viridiplantae, Streptophyta, Magnoliopsida, Lamiales, Lamiaceae. Gene Ontology annotation, molecular function: transmembrane protein transporter activity. Gene Ontology annotation, cellular component: TIM22 mitochondrial import inner membrane insertion complex.
GAGGAAUUAUUUUAUCAAAUAAAAGAAAUUAAACUACAAAAGCGGUGGCGCGCCGCUCUUCCCCGGCGGAUGCUGAUUGAAAAUAAGCUGUCGGAGCUAAUUAAUUAAUCCAUCAAAAUAUGGAGGCCGAUCCAGUGGUUCACAUGCCAUGUUCUUCCAUCGCAGUCGAUUCCGUAUUCCGUCUAGGCUCCGCUGGAGUUAUCUGGGGUGCUUGCUAUGGCCCUUUUGAUGCUAAAAGACUAGGUCUAUCUGGAAGCUACCGAGCAUCGCACGUUGCCAAGACUGUUGGCAAGUGCGGGUUUUAUUGCGGACUAUUUGCUGCAAUAUUUUCUUUUUCUCACUGUGGAAUGCAAAGAUAUCGGCGCCGGAAUGACUGGAUUAAUACUUUGUCGGCCGGUGUUAUUGCUGGGGCAGCUUUUGGUGCUGGAACCCGGAACUGGAAACAAGUCGCUGGUGUUACUGGGCUGGCUUGUACAUUGUUUCAGUUAGUUUUAGACUCAAAAUCUGUAUGAUGCUUAAUCUUCAAGAAGUCCAUAGAGGCAAGCAAAGCAAGUCAACAUGACUCUUAUAUUACUUUUA